CCGAGCAGGAUCCAUCCUGACGAGCUCACAGACAUUGGACCGAACCUCCGCGAGCUUUCAGCCUCUUUCACCUUCACUCACACUUUGCAGACUCCUCCACUCCGGACUCGUAUCAAGCUACGUCCUGGUCGGAGUUCGGCCUCCUUCUCGCUUGUCUUCUUCCACGCUAAAAAAAAAAAAAAGUGCGUGUUUUUGGGGUUCUUUUUGCGCAGUUACACUAUGGAUUUACUGGCUUUUUCCCGCCGGGAGCAAUGAACUUUGCAAGCAGGAAAAGAAGAGAAUAAAAGUCGGAAUACUGCAAGGAAAAGGAUAUUCGUACUUUGGAUUAGCAGGCAGUGUUCGGCUGCAGCGUUUCCCUUUUGGAUGGACUUUUCCUGAACUGCCUGCUUGAUGGAUUGGAGCCUAUGGACGCUUGCUUAUAGGUUUUCCGAUGCAUGCCAAGUCCACGGUGAAUGUCGGAAGUGGUGAUCCCCCCAGAUGGAGCUCCAAAGUCAACAUGGCCCCGGCGGUUCAUUAGUGGUGAUCCAGCAGCCUUCCCUGGAGAGCCGCCGGAGGUCGGAUUACGAGCGGGAGUUCCAGCAUGCCGCCAUCCUCUCCCUGGACCAAAUCAAGGCCAUCCGCUCCAGCAACGAGUACACGGAGGGGCCCUCGGUGGUGCGGCGGCCCCCGGUGCCCCGCAUGCCCUCCAGGCCCCACGAGAAGCAGGAGAGGACUCACGAGGUCAUCCUGGUCAAUGUGAACAACAACUAUGAGCACCGGGCACCUGGGCACCACCACCAUGUCGGGGUGGUGGGGGGACAGCAUAACGGCGGGUCCCGGGUGCCGGGCCUCAGCCGCUCCACAAGCACGGGAAGCGCUGCCAGUUCAGGGAGCAACAGCAGCGCCUCCUCCGAGCAGGGACUCUUGGCACGCUCGCCACCCACCAGACUGAGCUCGGAGCGGCCCGUGCGGACUCAACCCAAGCCCAAGGGGCUCGCCCAGCCCCAGCUAGGCCCCAAUUUCCCCCAGGCUCCUGUCAAAGGGAAACCGGACUUGUCCAGCCCCGCCAAGGGAGCCCCGGUGUCGCCUGCCUCCGGGCACCAGUUCAUCUGCGAGCGCUGCGCCAAGUGCAAGUGCGGAGAGUGCACGGCGCCCAGGACCCUGCCAUCGUGCCUGGCGUGCAACGGCCAGUGCCUUUGCUCGGCGGAGAGCGCGCUGGAGCACGGCACCUGCAUGUGCCUGGUCAAGGGCAUCUUCUACCACUGCUCCAACGACGACGAGGGGGACUCGUGCGCCGACCACCCCUGCUCGCUGUCGCACUCGCACUGCUGCUCGCGCUUCCUGUGCAUGGGAUUAAUGUCGGUACUCUUCCCCUGCCUGCUGUGCUACCCGCCCGUCAAGGGCUGCCUGAAGGCAUGCCAGGGCUGCUACGACCGGGUCAACCGGCCCGGGUGCCGCUGCAAGAACUCCAACACUGUGUAUUGCAAACUGGAGAGCUGGGCCCCGCAGAACCAGGAGAAGCCCUCCUGAUGGUCUACCCCCGAGAAAAAACCCAUCCUCCCUUCUUGUGUGGAUUUUACGCUGACGAUAAUGACGAUACUAAGAAUGUUUAUCGAGCAUUCCAAGCACCUCCCGCCCGUCUUCCCUCUUCAAAGCCCCCGAGGAGCCAAGCAAAGGAGUAACCACUCGAUUCUUUUCUUCUUCUGGAUCAGGACCGUGUUUUUACACACCAGUGUUUGCCUUAACCCCCCACCCCCAUCCAUCCUCGCUUCUCAACUGCCAUUUCUCCUCUAGAUGUCUUCUAAUCUGUGAAGGACCACCUUUGAGGGCGCUGAUGUAGCUGUUACCUGGCGUUCAUAGCCAGCAGGUGUAUUUUUUUAUGCUGAUGUUGCAUUAACAAAAGCACAUCCAUCUCAUUUAGUCUCCAUCUGUUCCCGUGUCUUGGUGUCAUUUCUUGUGUGUGUACAUUGUAAGCUCAAACACAAAACCCAUCAAAGGAAUUCUGGCUUUUUUUUUCUUUAAAGGAAAAAAUGUCUGUUAAAACAUUUUUUGUUGUUUUGUUGUAAAAAAAUAUAUUUAUUAUGUGAAGCUCUAUUAUUUUAUGAUAUUUAUUGCAAGAGACAGUCUUAAAUUUACUCAUGUCUGAAUAUAACAAAAAAUAUCAAAUACUUAGUGAAAAAAAUGAAAGGUGGCACAAAGGAAAAGUAUGUUAACUUUAAUGCAGAAAAUAUAUGAAUGAAUGGAAAAAAAGCGCUGUGUGGUGUCUUAAUUGUGGGGGGAAACGCUUUGCUUUUCUUUGCAGCUGAGCAGUGCUAGCCAACGAGCUAAAAGCCCGAGCUGUCAACUGCAAAGUCCAACGUUGCUCUUAAGGCAUCGGGGAGUGAUAUUUACCGGCGCACCGGCUGGCAUCCGUGACAAUGAAGGUCAUUGGCGUCUUUGCAAGCAGCGAGCCGCCAUGUUUGUGACAGGAAGUAGCUCCGCUGCUUUUACGUUGUCCAGCACAAUCAGAUCGGGAUGCUCCCAAACUCCCUGGGCGCUCCCGACCAUUACGAGGCUGCGGGGGCCACCUGUUCAAAGAUAAUAAAACGCCGGCUGUCAAUGCUGGGCUUUUAUGGUGUAUUCUCUACCCCCCCACCCCCCCUUCUUCCUUUUUUCCAGCCACACUCACCCAUUUGUCCGCCUCUUUUUGUCAGGGAAUUUAUCACUUGGGUCUGUUGACCCCCAAACUGACACCCAUCCCCCGACCGGCCCCCAGGGGAUGAGGUCAUCACUUUGAAAGUUGGUUGGUCAGCUAGAAAUACCAACACAAAUCAGGAAGUCCUCAAAACAAAAGCCUUGUAGAAACCAGGUUUGUCUUUUGGAAGGAACGCUAAAAGGUGCUUUUAUUCGUUUUUAUUGCCUUUUUAUAGAUUUUUUAAAAAAGUUGGUUACAGUUUGCAGAUGAGAAGGUAAACAAGGAAGCAUCGCAUUACUUUUGCUGUAUUUUUGCUUCGUCAGCACUUCGUAUUAAAUGGACCAUUGAGACCAAAUGGGCC
Molecule: messenger RNA, 3014 nt
Organism: Dunckerocampus dactyliophorus (ringed pipefish)
Lineage: Eukaryota; Metazoa; Chordata; Actinopteri; Syngnathiformes; Syngnathidae
Gene: spry1
Product: sprouty homolog 1, antagonist of FGF signaling (Drosophila)
Exons: 2
Coding region: 478-1509 (343 amino acids)
Biological process (GO): negative regulation of MAP kinase activity; negative regulation of fibroblast growth factor receptor signaling pathway; animal organ development
Cellular component (GO): cytosol; membrane
Source: RefSeq, a predicted model, not a curated record